AUGUCUCCAACAAUGAAAGAUUUGAAUGUGGAUCAUAGCUGUACUUCACCGAAAACUCCUAAUUUUCGACAAAGAAGGCGUUUAAACGAGAUUCUUCCUGAUAUAAACAAAUCAAAUGGAAUCCUUUUACUUGUAAAUGAUAAAUACAAAUACAAAUCAAUGUGGAUUCGUGCAUAUUCGUCUCUAUGGAUGUUAGCAUGCGUCGCGCUUAUCAUAUACCUGGGCCAUCUUUACAUCUGGGCAAUGAUGGUUGUUAUCCAAAUUUUUAUGGCUAGUGAGCUCUUCAAUCUCCUGAGAAUAGGGAAUCAAGAUAAACGUCUCCCGAAGUUCAAGCUCUUGAACUGGCAUUUUUUCUUCACGGCGAUGCUAUACGUAUACGGCCGUAUCCUCAGUCAGCACCUUGUGAAUACUGUCACAUCAGAUAAAUUUUUCUAUAGGCUUGUCAGUAACCUCAUCAAGUAUCAAAUGGUUAUAUGUUACUUCUUAUAUAUUGCAGGUUUUGUAUGGUUUAUUCUUUCGCUAAAGAAAAGAUACUACAAGUAUCAAUUUGGACAGUAUGCAUGGACACAUAUGAUACUUAUCAUUGUGUUUACACAAUCUGCAUUCAUGGUAGCUAAUAUAUUUCAAGGAAUUUUCUGGUUUCUUUUUCCUGCACUUCUUAUUGCUAUGAAUGAUGUUGCUGCAUAUUUCUUUGGUUUCUUCUUUGGGAAAACACCUCUGAUCAAGUUAUCUCCGAAGAAAACAUGGGAGGGUUUUAUAGGAGCGUCUAUUGCAACUAUGAUUGCUGCAUUUACGUUUGCAAACUUUUUGGGUCGGUUUCAGUGGCUAACAUGCCCGAGGAAGGAUUUAUCAACUGGUUGGCUUGAGUGUGACCCUGAUCCAAUUUUUAAGCCAGAUUACAUUCCAAUGCCAGGAGUUGUUCCUCCUGGCAUGAUACCUGAGAAAGAAAUAGCAGUUUUGCCAGUUCAGUGGCAUGCCUUAUGGCUAGGACUAUUUGCGUCCAUCAUAGCGCCGUUCGGAGGAUUCUUCGCUAGCGGUUUCAAAAGAGCUUUUAAAAUCAAGGACUUUGGUGACAGUAUACCUGGACAUGGUGGAUUUACAGACAGAAUGGACUGCCAGAUGGUAAUGGCUGUUUUUGUUUACAUUUACCACCAAUCAUUUGUUGUCCCCCAUGACUAUUCCAUUGAUGUGCUUUUGGAGCAGAUAAUGAGGGACCUUGGUUUUGAGGAGCAGCUAGCUCUUUAUACAAAACUUGGACAGAUAUUACGAGAAAGACAUGUACUCUAG
This is a messenger RNA of Lathyrus sativus (Indian pea), 1287 nucleotides long. The record is from the annotation of a GenBank genome assembly. Lineage: Eukaryota; Viridiplantae; Streptophyta; Magnoliopsida; Fabales; Fabaceae.